AAAGCCGGUCCCGGCUGCCUGCAGCAUCGCCGCGCUGCCCGAGAGCCCCGUGUCUCGGCAGCUGUGCGCGGGCUUUCCGUACCUCUGGCCCCGAGUAUCUGUGGGGUUUACGUGUGUGACGCCGUCUCGCCUGCAGCAAGGGUCCCUCGCUUGCUCCACUAGCCCAGCUGCUGCCGCUCAGCCGGCGGGAGACGCGCGCGCUCCAGAGCAUGGAGCAGACCGAGGUGCUGAAGCCGCGGACCCUGGCUGACCUCGUCCACAUCCUGCACCAGCUCUUCGCGGGCGACGAGGUCAACGUGGAGGAGGUGCAUGCCGUCCUGGAAGCCUACGACAGCGACCCUGCCGAGUGGGCGGUGUACGCCAAGUUCGAUCAGUACAGGUAUACCCGAAAUCUUGUGGAUCAAGGAAAUGGGAAAUUUAACCUGAUGAUUCUGUGUUGGGGUGAAGGACAUGGCAGCAGUAUUCAUGAUCACACGGAUUCCCACUGCUUUCUGAAAAUGCUUCAAGGAAAUCUAAAGGAGACAUUAUUUGCCUGGCCUGACAAAAAAUCCAAUGAGAUGACCAAGAAGUCUGAAAGAACCUUGAGAGAAAACCAGUGUGCCUACAUCAAUGAUUCCAUUGGCUUACAUCGAGUAGAGAAUAUCAGCCAUACAGAACCUGCCGUGAGCCUUCACCUUUACAGUCCACCUUUUGAUACAUGCCAUGCUUUUGAUCAAAGAACAGGACAUAAAAACAAAGUCACCAUGACAUUCCACAGCAAAUUUGGGAUCAGGACUCCAUUUCCAACUUCAGGUUCACUGGAGAACAAUUAAGAAGCACCAACUCUGCAGUUUUUUGCUAUAAGGUCUGCUGAAUGUUUGCCUUGGACCAGAAGGCCUUCCACUGUUUGAUGUCCAGUAAUACACAUAAAUAAGCCAAUACUUAGAUCUACUGUAAGACAGAUACUAAUGAUAAGGCAUUAAUAAGCAAAUAAUGCCCUGAGCUACUGCAAAAAAAAAAAUACCAUUAAAAAGUCUUGAAAUUUUAAAGGCCAAAUCAAGUGCUCUUCUGGUUCUAUCCUUUAAUUCCACUGCAACCAUACUGGGAGCUUCAAGGAGGUUUUUAUUUUGUUUUGUUUUGUUUUUUUAACCUUUUGGAAAUACUUUAGUCUCUGAACUGUAAUUAGCAGUAAGUAUAAACAAGAAUCCAGAUAUCAACUGUCUGCUCUAUUAUCUGGAGGACUAAAUGUAGAUGUUUUUAAUAUACUUUGUAUGCUCUUAAUAUUUGAAGAGAAUUUUUGGAUUUUGGAUUUUAUUUUUUCAAUAUUUUACAAAUUCCUUUUCUAUGGGUAAUAGAGAAACUUAAGGCAAUUUUUCUCUUGGUAAUGAGCUGAAAGGCAGGGAAUUUACUUUAAAAUAUAAUGUACUCAAACCUACAGUAAACCAAAACAAGCCCAUGUCUAAUGCGUCCUAUGGUCGUAGACCUUUGUACUGCUCCCGGAAUUGCCAAAUAAUUUUAAUAAAAUUUGAUUUGAACUCAA
Molecule: messenger RNA, 1519 nt
Organism: Heterocephalus glaber (naked mole-rat)
Lineage: Eukaryota; Metazoa; Chordata; Mammalia; Rodentia; Bathyergidae
Gene: Cdo1
Product: cysteine dioxygenase type 1
Biological process (GO): L-cysteine catabolic process
Molecular function (GO): ferrous iron binding; cysteine dioxygenase activity
Source: RefSeq, a predicted model, not a curated record